CGCCUCUGGAUUCAUCCAUUUGUGUUGUUGAUGUUGAUUCAGUGAAAUUUUAUUUUGGGCUAAUUUCCUGUGAAUGUAUGAUAGCUGUUUUACAUUUUGGGGGCAGUGUUAGGUUCCUUAAGUUAACCCCUCUUCACGAGUUAUUAUUAUAACUUGAUAUUCACUGUCAUGGAGAAAGUAAGAAGAAUCCUGGUGCAUUUAUCGAAAGAAAGCACAGCUCCACACUGUGCCCAGUUUGUUCAGAGCAUUACUGGAUACUUUGCUGGACAUUUUAGCGACCAAGUAACUGUGAAUUGUUCCCUGGAAAACAACCGGUUUGUUUUGUGUGAAGGAAGUCCUGAGAGGGGCGUGCCUCUUAAGAGGCCGCUGUUCUGCCCAAUCAAAUUGCUCUCUGCUUCAGAGGCGGCGUCACUUAAUCCAGACACUCUCAGUAGAGGGGUGGAUGUGGGCGUGGCCAUACUGCUCCAGUCAGCCAAUGAGAGGCUGUUGCUGACCAGACGAGCUCAUGCCCUGAGGAUUUUUCCCAAUGUGUGGGUCCCACCUGGUGGCCACGUGGAACUGGAUGAAAAGCUGUUGGAUGCAGGCCUGCGGGAGCUAAGGGAGGAAACUGGACUUAAACUGGACCCUGAGGACAUCUCCUCCUCUCAGCUGCUGGGCCUCUGGGAGUCAGUAUACCCACCCAUGCUGUCCCGAGGACUGCCCCAGAGACAUCACAUUGUCACCUACAUGCUACUUUGCAGUAAUCAGACACACCUCCAGCUACAGUCCUGUAUGAGGCCAGACCCUGCUGAGGUGAGUGCUUGUGUUUGGGUUGAUGCAGGACUGGUCAGGGCUAUCGUAUCUGCUGUGGAUGGGGAGGAAAAGUCUUUUCGUGUACCUGCCGAUCUUCCUCAAUCUGUCAGUGUUACUGAGGUGUCUCGUGAGGGGGAGCUGAGCGAGUCCACAUUGCCCGUGUCAGUGUUAUGUAACCGGGCUCCGGCUGAGGGCGAGGAUGUGGAGCGGGUUAGCACCGGAACCAAGUACGCCUUAGAGCUCUGGCUGAGUACCCUGGCAGCGAGCUGUGAGAACGACUAACUGCAGCAGAUGCUUUCUCACUCUCAUGCCUGAUCUGCGGACCCCAGAUAUACAGCUGAUAUUUCCCUUCAGAAUGCACCGACAUGGUUUAAGUGCCAUUAAAAAGAUGAUGCUAGGAUCUUACUUCUGAUGAACAUCUCCAGUCUUUUUCUAAACAUUUUAAUUAAUCUAAUUAAACAUGAAAUGUUUGCCAGCCACAAGGGGGCAGUAAAGACUCUUGUUACCUUUAAAACAAAUUAUUAUAUAAUUGCUUAGUAUAGUUGCUUAAAAUGUAAAGUUUUCACUCAGACCCACUAAUCAGGUAGUGCAGUUAAUUGAAUCUGUUGAUUUAUUAAUUUAUUAUGUUCAAAUAGUCAUGAUUUGUCCUAUGUUCUCACAGUGAGUGUUACAAAGGCCAUGCUGAUUGGUAAGCUUAUAAGGUGUGGUCUUAUUUCUUGUAAAACUAACUUUGGAACAGGCCAUGUUGAAUGCUCGUGGUCUUAUAAGGGCCACGAUCACUUGUAUAAACUAUGAUGUAGGUUAUUUGUGUCCCAGUUGAGCAGCAUGUUUUGGGAGAUUCAUUAUAGUCAUUUGUAUGCUGAGCAUUUUACAAGAAGUGAGAAUAGUCUCAGAAAAAAAAUAUUUUAUGCAUACAAGUGCAUCAUGAGCUUUUAUAACGAUGCAUUAUGUUUUAUUUAGUCAUUUUCCUAACACUGCAGGUUGAACUGAAGAGAUACAGUAACAGCAGAGCAGUAUAAACUGUUUCUGUGUACAUUUUACUGGAUUUAAACUCAAUUUCUCAUUGAAACACACACACAAAGGUUCUUCUUUCGAUAGUUAGAUCCUAAUUGUAACUGGAUCCCUCAUUAAUAGGGAUAAUUCAAAAAGCAUUUUUGGCCACAAGUGUGUGUGAAAGUUCCACCCUGUUCCAGUGUGGACACAGUCCUUUUAAUGCCUAAAAGGACUUUUGGUUAUUUCACUGUUGUGUCAUACAAAAGCGUUCAAUCACCUUGUUACAGGUGAAUGUUUAUCAGUCUCAGCCCCACCUUGCCGGGAUAUGUUUGAGUGUGCUAGGAUGUAAGCAGAGAUAUGGAACAAGUCACAGAGCAAAUUUUGACGAUACAAAACAUGCAAGACUAUGUUUCUACAGACAGUAGCAGUCAAAAGUUUGGACACGGCUUCUAAUUCAGUGGUUUUUAUUUAUUUUUUAUUAAAUAAAAGUCACUUCAUGUCUUAAAGUAGUGAUGGAUGUCGUUUCUCUUUAUUUAAUUGAACGGUUCUUGACAUAAUAUGGAUUACUACAGUUGUUGAAUGGAGCUAUUUACUGUAUUUUUAUUAUUAUUUACUGUUUGAUCUAAAACGCAUUAAGAAGGCAAGAAAUUGCACUAAUUAACUUUUGACGAGGCGCCUGUUAAUUGUAAAGCAUUCCAGGUGACUACCUCAUGAAGCUGGUUAAGAUAAUGCCAAUAGUGUACAAAGCGUCAUCAAUGUAAACGCUGGAUACUUUGAAGACUAAUAUAUGAAACAUUUGUGUUUUUUAACAAUUUUUGUUUACCACAUAACUCCAUAUGUUCUAUUUCAAAGUUUUGAUGUCUUCAGUAUUGUUCUACAAUGUAGAAAACAGUCAAAAUAUAGAAAAACCUCAGAAUGACGAGGUGUGUCCAAACUUUUGACUGCUCCUGUAGAUUCAGUGUAAUUCAGAUCUGCAGCUUGGUCUGCACACUCAGACUUUUGAUCUAGGAGUGGUCUAACAUUUGAUUCACUUCUUUAUGUUGUUGUUUUUUCUUUUAUGAAGAACAGGUCUUUAGGUGAAGGGUUCCACUUUUCUAACAGUACUGAAGGUCUGUCUAUCACCAUUCUGUCUCUCUCUUUCCCUCUUCUUCCCUUUGAGACCUGCAGGAGAAUCUUUGAGCUGGUCCCAUCCACACAAAGAAACCUUUUUAUGAGCACAAUAGCCCCAGGAAGUAAUGACCCUGGGGGCUGAGGUGAUCUGGACACUGGCACAGUUUAAUAUCCCUAAACCUACCCCCAUUCAACAUCGUUUAACCAGAGACAUUCCUGGUUAAAUUGGCAAAAAAAAAAGAAAAAAGUAUUUGUUUCAAACCAUAUUUCUUUUUAAAAUAAAAUGAAACAUUUUCCUUUAUUUUUCCCCAAAAAAGAAUAUACAUUGUAAUAGUUCCUUCAUCGCAAAGCACCACAGACCAAUCUGAAAUGACGUUUUGCAAUAGAUAGCAAUAAUAUUAGCAAGUUAGAAGCAGUCCAGUUUAUCUAAAUGUAUUUGCUAACUCUGUCAGUAAACCGUUUUAAAGCAAACAGACACUGUCUCAUAGAACAUUACAGUUGUCCAAAGUGACAGUAAUAUGUAGUGGUUUGUGAGUGUGCUGAAAACAUGGUUAUAUAUUGUGAAUAUUGUACAAUCGUAUCCCCGCUGGUUAUUUGGUAUUACAGUCUGUGAACAGCUUUGCCAUGGUGCCUCUUCGAUUGCUGGACUGGCACGUGGAAGGUGGAGCAGCAGAACCAAACAGCACCUGGAUGUUGUUGCUGAGUAGUGCUGAUAUAUACUGGUGGGAAGCUGGUCUUUCAAUCUUCCAGUCUGACUGUGGAUGUUGGUACAAAUGUCACAUUAACAUGUGAUAUCGCAAAUGCAUUUGGUCAGUGCUCCUCUGUGAGAUGGCUCCUGCACCAACAAGAAAAUGGCUUUAAGAUCUACAUGUCAGGCUUCAGGACAACCACCAGAAAAGCUUGGCAAGACGUACUAUGUAUACUGACGAUUUAUGAAGCCAGUCUUUCAGAUAACGGGACAUUUUAUUGUUUAUUGUUGAAUGAAGGUGUGGAUUAUAUGGGUAAUGGAACAACACUGACAGUCGUGGAUAAAACCAACAAGUACAAAGUGAACACUCAUGACCACAAGACACAAGACGACAAAAACAACAAAGAUUUACAACAAGUUAAGGAACAUCAGUGUUUGGUCCCCUUAGUUGUUUUGGGAGGAAUCUCACUUCUGAUUAUCUUGGGAAUCCUAGCCAUGUGCGCCUACCACAGAAGAGCCAUUUUGAUGCACCAGAGGGAAAAUAAUGCAUCACAGCUACAUCAACAAUCCUCCAGUGAGACACAUUAUGCUACCUUGCGGUUUGUAACCGGGAGACACGAGCAUGUUGCAAAAUCCUGAGCCUGAAUCUUCACUGUCAACCGUUAUUUUGGUUAAAUCUAACAUUUGAAUGGUCCUGUACAUUUUAUACAGUGCUUCAGCUUUUUUUUUUUUGGCACAACCCUUACGAAAAUUAACCAUGGUUUUACUAUGAAAAUUAAUCAUGGUUUUACUAUGAAAACUAACCAUGGUUUUACUAUGGUUUAUAGUUAUUCAUGGUUUUCAUGGUUUUUUGGGUAACCAUGAAAACCAUGGUGCAUUUUACCUCAAUGUUCACUUAAAUUUUUAGGUUCUAAGUAAAUGUUAAUGUAUCUGGGCUGUUAAUCGAGAUCCUUCUCUACAGCAUUGACUGUUGGACGAAAGCAUGGUAAUACUACAGUUAGUGCAUCCUUUUAAAAAAACCAUACUAUCUCUUUUUAAACUAAUUUCGUAGUUACUAUGACCUAUUACACAUACAACUAUGAUGCUACCACAGCUACUUCAGUACUAUGGAUAAACCACAGUAAUGCUAUGGUUGGUUCAUAGUACUUAGAAUCACCAUGAAAUACCAUAGUAGAUCCAUGGUUACUACCAUGGAUAAACCAUAGUAAUACUUGCCUGCGACCCUGUAGAAGGAUAAAGCGGCUUGAGAUAAUGAGAUGAGAUGAAUACUAUGGUUGGUUCAUAGUACUUAGAAUAACCAUGAGAUACCAUGGUAGAAUCAUGGUUACUACAUAAAAACCAUGGUAAAACCAUAGUAAACCAUGGUAGAUUUUCGUAAGGGAAUAAUUUACCAUAAAGCUUUUCAUAUAUCUUUUAAUGAACUUGUUAUUAAUAUCUGCACUGCAACUGAGAAGUAUUCAGUACUCGGUGCCAGUUCUGGAGGCUCCAUGCACCGUAAUGUUUCUUGCUUUCUAUAUUCCAGCAAAAAUGGUUUCACUCAAUGGGUAAUUAUAAAUCCCUUGAUAACUUGACAUUAUUGGAACAUACACACCGUACUAGCAUGUGGAAAAACAAAAAUCUACAAGCCAUGGGCUCUCUCGGACUUGAACUGUCCCAGGAGUGCUCAUUUACACUAUUACAUGUAACUUAAAUCUCAUACCGCUUAGUGAUUUGCUGUAACCUGCAAAAGGAUUUGUGUACUCAGGAAGGAUUUUAACCAGUGAUGCGUACACACACACACACACUUUGAUACGGCAUAUACCAGGGAUUGUCAAUUUUUUAAUUUUUUAUAAAAUAAUUAGUCUCAUUGCUUAAAAUUACAAUAACUAGGCUCAAUAUUACAAUAUUAUUACAAUAUUAUUGCAAUAUUUAAAUGGUUACAUUGUUUGGACCCAGAGAGAUUUUUUAUUUUUAUUUUUUUAAUUUCUGAACCCAUUCAAUUAAACCCAUUUAAUUCAAGAGAUCAGUAAAUCAGGCUAAUAAGUAAGGCUAAAAACUCAAUAAUAAAUAUAAUAACUUUGAUAAUGGUGGUUGUAGUUUCCAUCACUGUAACAAAAUUAGAAUUCAUGGCCUCCUGGAUAUGCUUCACACACCCCUGGAGAUCCCCAGACCCCACUUUGAGAGCUAUUGGCAUAUACAAUAUGAGCUGAGUCAAAUAAGUUGAAUCUUGGUUUUGACCAGGAACUCAUGAAUUGUGCAAGGCACUGGCCAUUUUUGUAAAGACAUGAGCUAUCAGGUCUAUCAGCCAGUUCCCCACUAGAAGGCAGCAGAUUGUCCUUCAUACAUAGAGCCGCUGAAGUACAUUGUCUCUAGAGUAGACUUACAUUUUUGCUACCUUUGAUCUGUGAUUUUGGUCUUUUGUAAUGGUCCUGAUUUUGUGUUGGCAUUGUGGGUUUUUAUUAAAAGAAGGGAACAUGCAAA
Neoarius graeffei (lesser salmon catfish) is the source of this 6043-nucleotide messenger RNA. It is a transcript of the gene nudt17, whose product is annotated as nudix (nucleoside diphosphate linked moiety X)-type motif 17. Bases 169 to 1074 code for a protein of 301 amino acids. The transcript is spliced from 14 exons. Gene Ontology annotation, molecular function: NADH pyrophosphatase activity. NCBI's taxonomy places the organism in Eukaryota, Metazoa, Chordata, Actinopteri, Siluriformes, Ariidae. Gene Ontology annotation, cellular component: cytosol. The record is from RefSeq and is a predicted model, not a curated record. Gene Ontology annotation, biological process: NADP+ catabolic process; NAD+ catabolic process.